CUACCCAGCGGGCUCCGAUCUUACCAGCAAAGUGGGCACAUGCAACUGCCUUAGGGAACUGGGACCAGCUGAGGAAUUGUACAAUUCAGUAGUUUAAAGUGGGGCUGGGCUAGGCUGGCGUUUUGGUACCAUCAUGCCUCUGAGGAAAAAAGUGCGGCCAAGUUCUGCUUCAGGGAAGUUAGAAACAUCCACGCUCAACAGCAUUCUGAAUGAGCUGCGGGAGUCGACAGCUACAGCAGACCCUUUGUUCCGACGGGCUCAGACUUCAUUAGGAGGCUUCCGGCUGCAAGCGGCAUCUCCCGUUUCCACCAGCAGCUUCGCAGAAGCUCGGGAGGAGACACCCCAGCUUCCGGAAUGGCUGCUGAAGGAGCUGCUGAAAGGGCAGCAAAGGAGUCACUCCAUUGGACUCAUGGAAAACAUAUCGGAGAGCGAAAGUGUUCAUUACCAUGUUGACCCUUCUAGAAGUCAAUGGAAAGGAAAGAUUGAGCAGCAGGUAACUCUUGAACAGCUUCAGAAGCUACAUGCAGCCUUUCAGGAGUUAGAAAUUAAUGGGCAUAAAUCUCUGGAUGUGGAAAACUUCAAAUGCACCUUAAAGAAAUGCAUGGGAUCACAUAAUGUAAGUGAUGAACAAAUAGAAAAGCUUUUCAUGAAAAUAGACUAUUCUGCAACUGGCAGGAUUCAGUGGCAUGACUUCUGCACAUACAUGCAGCUGGAAUGUGCUGAGCAGGAUGGGGCAUCUGCCCGAUUGAAAGAGGUGGCCUUUUCUCUUCCUGCUACGAUCCAAGAGAUUCCACACGGAGAGCCCGUGCUACGCGUUUGUUCACUGUCUGAUAGCACAUUAAUUACAGCCCGAGAAGAUGGAAAUAUUUCCUUCUGGUCACCGCAGCUCAAGCUGAAACGAAGCAAGAUGGUGUUUGAGAAAACUCACAGAAGAUCUAAGUGGUUGAUGGAUUUCACUGUCAUGACACCAUACAAUAAAUUAAUACUGGGAACUGGGGAUCGUGAACUUCAGCUCUAUGAGAGCUCCAACUUUGAACCCUACCUUCAGAUUAGUGGUUUGGAAGCUGUACCUUUGAACUUGGAUUACUGCUACACAAAUCAGGAUGAAUGUAUGAUCCUUUAUGGUGAUGACCAGGGAUGUGUCAAUAUCUUGCUCUUAUGCUCAGUGGGUGAGCUCCUAAGAACAUGGAAGAAGCUCCCCAAAUUGGAAAACCUUCCUAAUAUUGGCCUUGAGGAUGCUGCUCUUUCGCCAAAUGUUACUUACAUUCGUUGGAAAGUUCAUGAAGAUUGGAUUACUCAGUUGAAUUACUAUGAUUCUAUUAAAGCAGUCAUUUCCGCUUCAAGUCAUGAACCUACGGCCUUAGUAAUAGGUUGUGUUGUAGGAGCUACCAACGUUGAGCAACAGAUGAAAGAAAUAAAAGGACCCAGAAAAGAUUCGAAGACAAGGAAACUGCAGGCUAUCCUCGGAGCUCCCUCCCAUAGAGCCAAGGGAGACCAGAUUGUUUUUCGAGUCCACAAAGGAGUAAAGACAUUUGCACUCAAUAAAAAGAACAACCUCAUUGUAACUGGCGGGAUGGAUCGAAUCAUCCGGAUGUGGAAUCCAUAUAUGCCUGGAAAACCAACAGGCAUGCUAAGAAGUCACAUGGCUCCGAUCUUCUAUGUCUACAUAUCUGAAGAAGAUAAAAUAUUUUCCAUGUCAACCGACAACACAGUUAAGAUAUGGGAUAUUGAAGACCAGACAUGCUUAUUCACAGCUUGCUCAAAAGUCAGCAGAAUUAAAGGAGAGAUUAGUGCUUGCCACUACGUAUCAGGCACCAGAUCACUCUGUGUUGCUACGGAUACACUGGCUGUUCUCCAUCUAAGAUUACGAUCAGCUCCAGAUCCUUACUUGGUGACGUCUCAUAAGAAACCAGUUUUGUGUUGCAAAUUCAACAAAGUGUUCAGGCACGUUGUGAGCUGCUCUGAAGGUUCUGUGGUGAAGGUGUGGGAUUUUGACAGCGGAAAGCACUUGUUUGAAUUUGUUGAUGCUCAUGGCAGUUCUGCAAUCACUUGCCUCACCUUUGAUACUAGCGGAAGAAGACUUGUUACCGGAGGAAGAGACGGCUGUUUGAAAAUAUGGAAUUACAAUAACGGGCAUUGCUUGCACACUUUGAAAAGGGAAGACAAAUGGGACGAAGUAUGUGACUGCACCUAUGUGGAGGUCAACAGAAACAAGUAUAUCAUAGGUGUUGGAUGGGACAGAAGGAUAAACAUGUUUUAUGAUUCCACAGACAACUUCCAUCACUUUCAGAAACCUCAAGCCCACUGGCUGGAUGAUAUAAACCGGGGACACAAGGAAGAUAUUCUUUGCAUUGCUCAAUGUCCACCAACUCUCCUUGCCACCUCAAGUUACGAUGGUGAAAUUAUUGUUUGGAAUAUGAACUCUGGUCACAUAUGCCAUAAAUUCCACACUCCUCUUGCCAUUGCCUCUGCUGAUACCAAAACUGUAGAUGCAAGCGUUACUCGACUAAUCUUUCUAAAGACUCGUGGGGUGAAAUUUGAAUCAGCCACAGCCUCUCUGGUUUCUAAUGGACCUCAAGGUUAUCUGCAUUUCUGGAGCCUGUUCACUGAAGAUCCUCUUAUAGCAAGUUUUACACCUUCUAGAGGGAAAUCUCUGAUCAGCAGCAUUGCUGUAACUGCAGAUGACUCGUAUCUGUAUGCAGCAGAUGAAGAUGGGUAUGUGUACAUACACAACAUCAAAGAUUAUGCUCUCCAGGAUCCAGAACAAGAUGCACCAAAAUAUGUGAAUCACUGGAGAGCUCAUCUAAAUCUAGUUCUAUCAUUAGAGAUUAUAGAUGAAGAUAACAUCCUGUUAUCCUGUUCCGUUGAUCGAACUGUUCGUUUGUGGAGCCUUGAUGGAAAAUACAUCGGAACCUUUGGCCAAACAGAGCCUUGGGAAAUUUUUACUCCAUCCUCCUGGAAACAUCCCAUGGUUCCUUAUGAAAUUCUGAUAGAUCCACAAAGUAUGCCCAUUCACCCUGUGCUGAAAGACAAGUCCUCUGACUCACAAAUCACAGAUCCAGAUAAUGCCACUGAGGAUGCUUCCACACCUAAGGAAACAAGCUAUAAUCCUCAGCCCUCCCAAGUUACUGUUACUGAUGAAGAUAUUAAAGAAGAAAUUAACAAGAGGUUUUAUGCACAAGGUUCAAGCAGGAGGCUGAAGCACGAACGAUCCAAGCUUUUAAACAGAUGGGUUAACCAUGGGGGACCAAACACUUACCACACAAUAAACUAUUAUGAAAUUGACAGUUUCCCUGGCAACUGUGAGAAGCCCGAUUUGUCCAUUCUUGGUACAGACAUUUUCAGUGCUCAUUAUCAAGGAACAGUUGAGCAGUGAGGCCCGGAGACCAUCAUUCGCCACAUCACUGGAACAAGGCCUGUGCUAAGGUCCUGGGCAAGAUCUACACGACGGCUUUAUAACAGUUUUGACAACUGUUCAAGCCUAUUUCAUAUACCAUUUUCAAAAAUGUUUUCAAAGUGUUAUAUCCUGCUAGGUGCAGAUCUGGCCUGGGUGUCAUUUCUCCUGUUGUUUUCUUUUUUUCUCUUCUCUAAAUGAAACGGUGCUUAACGAAUUUGAAGUUUGAAAGGAUUUCUCCUGGCAGCUAAUCCUCUUUUUUUAAAGCUAAGCAUGGCAUUGUUUUGCAGGUUUAAUCUCAAUAGAGGUUCUUAUUGAAUUUAAAGCCAAAGCUCUUCAUAAGCAGAGGUGUCAUUUCGGGUUUUAUUGUAAGCGCGUGUGUAACUUCUACUCAUGUGAGUUCUAUGGGGCUUAAUUAGAAUAAACUUGCAAAAGAUAUAUAACUUGAACAAAAUAUGUCUUUAGUAAACAUCAU
Elgaria multicarinata webbii is the source of this 3869-nucleotide messenger RNA. Its product is annotated as WD repeat-containing protein 49-like. The coding region runs from base 134 to 3376 and encodes 1080 amino acids. Gene Ontology annotation, molecular function: protein binding; calcium ion binding. NCBI's taxonomy places the organism in Eukaryota, Metazoa, Chordata, Lepidosauria, Squamata, Anguidae. The record is from RefSeq and is a predicted model, not a curated record. The transcript has 30 exons.